Molecule: messenger RNA, 1743 nt
Organism: Seminavis robusta
Lineage: Eukaryota; Bacillariophyta; Bacillariophyceae; Naviculales; Naviculaceae
Source: the annotation of a GenBank genome assembly
AUGCGGCUGCACUCGAUCAUGAAAGGUCGUUGUGCCACAUGUUGCUUUCUGCUUCUUGUGAUUUUCCUGUUGGGCAGUUUUCCAACAGUCCAUGCGAAGAAGCAAGACAGCAGCGAUGAGAACGAAACUGAAGAACCGCCGUCUCGUUGGAAACCUUUGACCAAGGAACAACUGCAGGAAAAGGUACAGGAACACGCCGAUCAGUUCCAUAAGGAUACUCAAGUGAUACGGGAUAAGGUCCAUGAACAUGCCGAUCAGUUCCAUAAAGAUACUCAAGUGAUACGAGAUAAGGUCCAUGAGCAUACCGAACAGUUCCAUAAGGAUGCCCAAAUUGUACGGGAAAAGGUCCACGAGCAUGCCGAGCAGUUCAAAGAAGAUGUUCAGGAACAUGCCGAACAUUUCAAGGAAGGAGUCAAGUCGAUUCUUCCACCCGCACCCACCAACAUAUUUCAGGAAAUACAAAAUUUUGGAGAGCAAUUUCAAAGUGACGUGCAACAAAUUGGAGAGGACUUUUUCAAAGAAGUACAAACCAUGCAGCGAGAAUUCAAGAAACGACUCCUGAAGGACUUCUUUCAGCAGCGAGUGGGAUGGGAGCGAUUCCGCCAUUCCAUCAGAGAUCAUCUAGGAUUAUUGCUGGGCAUUUGGGUGACCUUUCGUGGCCAGGUUCAUCCCUGGUUGGCAUCACCAGAAAAUGGAGGAAGGGGCGGGGCAUUGGCGUUGCAAAUGGGACAAUUUGUGUGGCAUUUUUUGGAUGCCAACACGGAUUUGUUUCAUUCUCCCUGGUCCCACGACGUACUUUCCCUUCUUGUGGCAAGUUCAUUCUUCAAGUAUGCUCAGCCAAAGAAAAAUUCCAGAGUACUGAAUUGCGUGCCUCAUGCCUUGUUUGGUAUCGCUCUGUUGCCUUUCUGGAGUGUGGUCGUCGAGGAAUGGUUAGCUGCUGAUCCAUCAUCUGCUCAGCAAGGCAGUGACAUCCAGGCACCCUUCGCUGCAGUCCUGGCAGCUGUAGCUGUGCACAUGUCGUAUGUGAAGUAUCUACAGGUACCAAUUCCAUUGGCAUCUUCCUGUUUGGGUGGUGGAAUCCUCGUCUAUGACAGCGUCCGUGCCGAAGUGCGGGGCAACUACAUCUACAUGUUGGAAACAACUGCACAUUUUCUUCUACCGACCGUCCACUUGGUGGGGAGGCUUUUGAAACUACUCCUACGGCCCGCUCGAGCAGUGUGGAAACGAUGGCUCAAAGGCUUCUGGAACAAUGUACUGUAUCCAAAAGCCACAAAAAGUCUGGUUCGUCGGGUUAUCACCACAAUUCGCCGGGUUUGGAAAAAGGCCACGGCCCCAAUGAACAAAGUGAAGGAUAUCCUCGCGGCAAACCCUGUGGUUCAAAAGUGCAAUGAGCUUGCCAUGCGAUUCCGCAAAGCCUUUCGUCCAGUGUUAAUUCCGUGGGGUAUUGCCAUGUGGGGAGUGGCUGUCCAAAUGAACUACAUUACAAACAUUGGGGGUGUCUGGAAAGUGCUUCGCUUCAGCAUGGAUCCAAUCUCGUUUCUAAAGGAAAGGCUCAAAGGAUACUUCAGCCCAGAUUCAUACGCCCGAAAGGUAGUGAUUAAAACCGCCCGUUCCAUACCUCAGAUGCUGGGAAAGUUGCUGCCAGCAACUGUUGACAAUAAUAAACUGGAUCAAGGGCGGAAUGCUGGGAAAGGUCGUAGCGGUGUCUCUGGGAAUACCGGACGGUUCUCGAGGAAGAGAUGA